Messenger RNA from Salpingoeca rosetta, 871 nucleotides. RefSeq lists its product as uncharacterized. The record is from RefSeq and is a predicted model, not a curated record. Gene Ontology annotation, cellular component: mitochondrial small ribosomal subunit. The transcript has 4 exons. The coding region runs from base 1 to 657 and encodes 218 amino acids. Lineage: Eukaryota; Choanoflagellata; Craspedida; Salpingoecidae.
AUGAUGCUGGCGGCGUUGACGAGGCGGGUGGGUGGUGUGAGCGCCAGAAGCAGCAUGGUGCCAGUGGCGGCUGGUCGCGGCGUUGUGGGGCCUGCGGUUGUGGCGGCGGCGCGUGCGUUGCAUGUGAGUGGCGCAGCGUGGCGGAAGCCCACGCCGUUUGUGAUUGAGCGCAAGCGGUGGCAGGAGGCCGUGUCAAGCCUGCGCAAGGAGGUGAUGCAGCAGCACGGCGAGAAGACCAAAGCGCACCAUGAGCAACAAUCGACACAGGCCGCAUCCAAGGAAGCAAAGGCGCAGCAAAGGCGCGCCCUGAGAGAGGCCGCUCGUGAAGAAAAGCGCAAGAAGACCCAGCUGUUCCUGGAUGGCAUCGCAAGUGUAAGGAAAGAAUUGAAGCUGAUCAAGAUUCGGCAGGGGCAGGAGCGAUAUGCUAUGGAUCAAGCCAAGAAACGCGAGCACGCGAAGCGCAUGAUUCAGAAGAAGAUGGAAGAACGGGUCGCGUACAUUACGGAGACGGACGCUGCAGAGCUUGAGCGGGCGGUGCUGGACCGGAUACACGAGCCUGUCAAGUACGACUUCUUCGUGGACACCCCCAAGCCCAACACGGCCCGCCGCAUUUCAAGCGUGCUGUCGGGCUUUGACACCGUCUUUCAGAGAACGUAACACGAUCUUGAUCCAUGGCCCUCGCCACUCACCGACUGCGCUUGACUGACUCUGUGGUUCUCUGGUGUGUGUGUGGGGGGGGGGGUCUGCCUUUCUUGUGUGUGUGUGCGCGCGCGCUCAACUCUUUGUGUCCCGCUGUGUUUCGAUGGAGUAGGCAGUUUCUAUCUCUGAACGCUGUUGGUUGGUCGGUUCAAUACAAAAACAGCAGAACGAA